Messenger RNA from Arabidopsis lyrata subsp. lyrata, 656 nucleotides. RefSeq names its product probable NAD(P)H dehydrogenase subunit CRR3, chloroplastic. The transcript has 3 exons. Gene Ontology annotation, biological process: photosynthetic electron transport in photosystem I. Bases 34 to 537 code for a protein of 167 amino acids. The record is from RefSeq and is a predicted model, not a curated record. Lineage: Eukaryota; Viridiplantae; Streptophyta; Magnoliopsida; Brassicales; Brassicaceae. Gene Ontology annotation, cellular component: chloroplast thylakoid membrane; NAD(P)H dehydrogenase complex (plastoquinone).
AAGUUUCAAACCACACAAGAGAAGGAGGAGGCAAUGGCGGUCUUAUCCACCAUCUUCUCCAUCACCAGAGCUUCAACGCCUCUUAUGGCGUCUCUAACUAAUGACUCACCGUCUCCACUUCCUUCUCCGUCGAAGAAACCGGCAAACCUAAGCAAAGUGAGCAAACAAAUGGGAAAUCAAAAGCAGCAAUUACGGAAGCAGCGACGAGGCAACAAGCCUUCGAUAGCUCAGAUCGAGCGAGCAUUUGGCGCUGGAUCAUAUCGUGAUUCCGAAGGGGAAAUGGAUAUGAAUACGGUAUUCGAUGAGCUUCUAUUAGGCCAUGCUAAUAAAUUCGAAAGUAAGCUGGAGAAGAAGCUACGAGAGAUUGGCGAAAUCUUCGUAGCUCGAACAGAGCCUAAGCUUCGUUCUUCUGGGAAACCAGUUUUGAUGUUUACACUUCAAUGGAUUCUUCCCAUAUGGAUUAUGUCUCUGCUCAUAGCUUGUGGAGUUAUCAAACUCCCUUUUAGCCUCCCAUUACUUGAUGACUUGAUCAUGUGAUUCUACCACAACACACUUAAUUAUAUAUAUACUAUACCAUGUCUCGUUACUUCUACUUCUAGUGAUCUUAUGAUAGAUAGCUUGAUAAAUGCAUCUGUAGUAUUAACCCAUUUACGCGA